Molecule: messenger RNA, 2555 nt
Organism: Gopherus flavomarginatus (Mexican gopher tortoise)
Lineage: Eukaryota; Metazoa; Chordata; Testudines; Testudinidae
Product: haptoglobin-like
Exons: 6
Coding region: 1099-2115 (338 amino acids)
Biological process (GO): proteolysis; acute inflammatory response
Molecular function (GO): serine-type endopeptidase activity
Source: RefSeq, a predicted model, not a curated record
UCCUGGCUCCAGCAGAAAAGCUCUUGCAGGCUUCUAAAGAUUUGCCCUUUCCCUAGAUUUCUCUCUGGCGCGGUUCUCUGCUUGGGCAAGCCACUCGCAGCCUCCAGCCCUCAACCAUCUACAGUGCUGGCUGCAAGUGCCAGGCGGUGGAAGCUAGCGCAGGCCUGGUGUCCUCAAACUCGGAGAAUUGGGGUCCCAUCCUCGGCUCCUGGGCUCCUGCUUCCACUGACUUCACAGGAAAAGCAGGAGAAAGCCAGGCUGUCCUCACCCCGCAGAGCGGCAGGCCCCACGCCCAGGGCACCAGCUGUUGGAGUAAUGUACCCCCAGCGCCAUGUGCUCCAUGCCACCUGGACCAGCACCCGACUGCCCCCUGCCAGCACCCGACUGCCCUCCCAGCACCAGGGGCUCCGUGCCACCUGCACCAGCACUAGGCUCCCCCUCACCCCCAGCGCCAUUGGGUCCGUGCCACCCGCACCAGUACCUGACUCCUCCCCCGCGCCAUCGGCUCUGUGCCACUGGCACUAGCACCCAGCUCCUACCCCCCAGCGCCAUCGGUUCUGUGCUACCAGCAGCAGCCCCUGACUGCCCCCGCCAAGAGCCAUCGGCUCCGUGCCCCUGGCACCAGCACCCAGCUCCCCCCGACCCCCAUGGGCUCCAUGCCACUGGCACCAGCACCCAGCUCCCUCGUCCCCGAGCCAUGUGCUCUGUGCCACCAGCACCAGCACCCGACUGCCCCCCACCCCCAGCGCUAUUGGGUCCGUGCCACCUGCACCAGCACCUGACUACCCCCCCCAAGAGCCAUCAGCUCUGUGCCCCUGGUACCAGCACCCAGCUCCCCUGUCCCCGAGCCAUGUGCUCUGUGCCACCGGCACCAGCACCCCCUUGCUGAGCAGUUCGGAAGUGCCCGGCUCCCUGUAUCCCCCAGGCCAGACACAAGCUGCUGGGAAAGUCACUGACCUCGGCAAGGUCGGGCUGCACAGAAAGCAGGUGCCGUGGCCAGGCGGGCCAGGAUAAAAGCAGUGAGGAGAAGGGAUCCCUCGCAGCCAGUGCCUCGCACCUAGAUCAGGAGCCCCAGCCUGAGCAGAGCCCACUAGGAUCAUGUGGACGCCAAUGCUGCUGGUCGCCAGCCUGCUAUGGGGGGCCCUCGCCUCCCCCGACACCAGCCUCAACGAUGUCCAGCCCCACAACGGCCAGAGCUGCCCGGUGCCCAGGUGGAUCGAGCACGGGCAGGUGGAGCACCUGGCCCGUUACCGGUGCGACCCCUACUACCAACUGCGCAACCGUGGUGACGGCCUGUACCGAUGUAGCCAGCAGCACGUGUGGGUGAACGAAGCAGCUGGAGAAGUGCUGCCCAUCUGUGAGCCAGUGUGUGGGAAGCCCAAGAACCCGGCCAGACAGGUGCAGCGCAUCAUUGGGGGCAUGAUGGCAGCCAAGAACAGCUUCCCCUGGCAGGGCCGGCUGCUGAGCCGCCACAACCACACCGCGGGGGCCACGCUUAUCAGCGACCAGUGGCUGCUGACGACCGGCAGGAACCUCUACCUGGGCCACAGCGAGAACAUCACGCUGGAAGAAAUCGCCCCCACCCUGCGGCUCUUUCUGGGCCAGGAGACGCCCGCCGGGGCUGUCGAGCGCAUUGUCCUGCACCCUGAGUUCCCAGGGGCUGUGGACCUGGCCCUGCUCAAGCUCAAGCACAAGGUGCCCGUUGGGGAGGCCGUGAUGCCCAUCUGCCUGGCCCAGCAGGACUAUGCAAAGGUGGGGCGGGUGGGCUUUGUCUCUGGCUGGGGCUGGACCGUCCUCCUGGAGCACCCAAAGCACCUCAAGUACGUCCUGCUGCCCGUGGCCGACAGCGGCAGCUGCCAGGCGUACUACCAGGCGCACUCCUUGCAGCCACUGCAGAACAACCACACCUUCUGCGUUGGCAUGAGCGAGCUGCGUGAGUCCACCUGCCUCGGGGACGCCGGCAGUGCCUUUGCCAUCCACGACCCCGAGGACGACACCUGGUACGCGGCCGGGAUCCUCAGCUUUGACCGCAGCUGCCUGGCUGCUAGGUACGGCGUCUACGUGCGGGUGCUCAGUGUCUUGGACUGGAUCAAGGAGACCAUGGCUGCACACUGAACCCAGGCUGGACACAGCCCUGAUCAAUAAAACCCUCUCCUCACACCCACCCGUGUCUCCUCUGUUCAGCAGCUGCCGAGGGGACCCUGGGCACCCGAGCAUUCAGCACUCGCCCCCUCCCAGGCUGCAGCAGGAUACAGGGCUGGAGGCACCUGCCCUUGCUCCGCUCUCUGCCCUGCCCUUCCCCCUCCCUCCCAGUGCUGAGUGCCGGACUGCAAGCCCCCGGCACCUGUGGGUGCCGCCAGGGGGAGAGGCAGGCUGUGCCCUUCUGGGGAGUCCGUCUGUCCCUACCCCCAGCACUCCAAGACCUGGCCACCGACACUGACCCAGACUCCUUCCAAAGCCUCAUGGUGAAAUGCGUAGCAAGGGGGUCAGUUCCCCCUACCAGCACCUGCUAUUUCAGCAGGGCAAGAGCCCGCUGCAUGGGCACCUCACACACA